AUGGAAGAAGACGGACGACCUAUAAGUCCCAACACGAAAAUCGGUGAAAGAUUAGACGAUGAUGAUGAUGAACAAGGAUCCACCAGCUUCUCAUCAUAUUUUACUCGACUUCGAAACUCCAUCUUUAAACCCUCACCUGGAAAGACAAAGAAUGUGGGUGACAAUUCAUUGGAAAUAGACUCCUCUUCUCCAAUAGCUCCAAAGUCAGUGGCAAAGCUAAUUGAUGAUGAACCAUUACUGAACAAUUUCACAUCUGACAAGAAAAAACGACUUUCGAUUCAGGCCAUCCCUAGAAGAGGCACCAAUCCACGUUCGCCAUCACUAUCCAACCUCGCCAUGGGUUCGUAUCUGAACCUAUACACCAACUUACGCACGUAUGAGCAGGAAUUAAACAACGAUUUGGAACGAAGGAUAUCCAAUGUGUAUGAGCAAGAAUACGUCAAGGCUGAUGCCAUUAGCAACAACCCCUCAAUUAGCCGUGAUGCGUCACCUCUCAACGUCCUCCCGCUUCCUACACAUAGUUUUAUGGGAAUUAACUCUCCGGCAAGCGAUAGCAAUGUUGAAAACUUUGAUUACGGGUCUUUGUACACUGAUGAACAAGGCAACCUUGUUCGUCCUCCGUUUAUCAAGUUGGAUCCUAGAGAAAGGCAUCAUUUACUUCAAUUGAAACGAACUAUUGAAGCCCAAGAGUCUAUUCAGAAGAGAAUCAGGUACAUGGUUGAUCCCAAUGAAACAAUCAGUUCUAUGAACACCACCAUUAAUAAGGUCGAUAGUGCUACUCAAACACACGAUGUUGAAUACUUGUCUAGGAAGUUGCAUUUUAAGCGUAGGGUCGAAUCAGCUCCGAUACCGGCUUCUGCUGCUGCUGCUGUUGCUGAUGCUGCUUCUGGUCCACCAUUGAAAAAGAGACGCGGGUUCUUUAGUGGAGAGUUCAAGUAUGAUGUUCCUGAAGAAAGUAAAAUGAUUUCAACUGUGCCUUCCGUCAGCAGUGAAUUGAAUGGCUAUUUAGGCAGUAUAACAAAACCAAAAUUUACAAAAUCAGAACCACGCGCCCAUUCACCAUUGACCCAAAUUAUUCCACAACAGGAUGAGGACCCAACCUUGAAAAAGUUUGCCCGUUCUAGUCCUCUGCGUGAUCGAGAAAACCUUUUCGCCAAGUCUGCUACUAUCCCGACUGAAUUGAAAUUGGAUGAUGAAUACUUGAAGAAGUCGGAGUCUGUUUCCAAUAUCAUCAAGUUGAAAGAUUCAGUCGAAGUGAAUAGGAAGAUAACUUCUCCAGUUGCUCCAUCUUCUGGGUUUAAAUUUGACAUUAAGAAGGAUGAUUUGAAUAAUAUCUUGAAACAACGUCAAGAUAACGAUGAUUUGUUUGCAAAUUCAAAGUUGGUUAAUCAAAAGCCAAGCUUUACACUCAAGAAAUCCGUUGCUAUUGAAAAUACUGAGGAUGAUGCUCUUAAACAACAAAAGACAUCCACUGCCACACCUAGUUUGUUUGGAAACAAGGAUGAAUCAGAACAGCCAAGAAAGAGGACUAGAAAGAGACUGAAUGACGAAGAAGAUCAAGAAGAAAAGAAGGGAUCAGCUCCAUUGUUUUCAUUUGGCAAGCCUGACGAAAAAGCUAAAGCACCACAGUUUGCAUUUAAGAAAACAGAAAAUGACCAACCCGCUGCAUCAGCACCAAAGUUUUCAUUUGGCAAGAAACCAGAAGAAGCACCAACAAGUUUAUUCACCGAAAGGAAGGAAUCUACUGAAGCUCCAAAAUUCAGUUUUGGUAAGAAAGAUGAAACACCAAAGUUGGAUGGAGAGGUGCCUAAGUUUACAUUUGGAGCCAAGACGGAAUCAAAUGGAUCUGCAACUAGUGCCAAGCCAUUAUUUUCCUUUGGUAACAAAGAGGAAGCUGGCACCUCCGCCACGGCAAGUCCUACUCCUCUUCCCGAUACUUCAAUUCCAAAACCAGCCUUUUCGUUUGGCGAGAAGAAGGAAGAAAGUGGUGGAUUUUUGUUUGGUAAAAAAGUUGAAACAGAUGCUGUUGCCAAACCUACGCUGACUUUUGAAUUUGGAAAGAAAGAUGAAACUGCAGCCAAACCUACACAGACUUUUGAGUUUAAUAAGAAAGAUGAUACUACAAAACCCGCCUUGAGCUUUGCAUUUGGAAAGAAAGACGAAGAGGAAACUGCUGUAAAACCUGCCUCUGGAUUAUUUGGUAAGAAAGGGGAAGACGCCGCCAAACCGGUUUCGACUUUUUCAUUUGGAAAGAAAGAAGAACAAGACACUACCGGCAAACCUGCCUCGACAUUUACAUUUGGCAAUAAAGAGUCACAAGGUCCGCUGCUAUUUGGAGCCACUUCUUCCACAACCGCUUCCAAGCUUACUGAAACUAAACCAAGUGUAUUCAUGCCCGAUAAACCGGAACAAACUAAAACUAACAUAUUUGAUAAAUCUGCUACCCCUCCAUUUUCAUUUGGAUCAACCUUGAAUAAACCAAGUGGUGAAACCAAAGUACCUGAAAAGCCUGGUCUUUUCUCUCAGGCAUCAAAAGAAUCGGGUGGAUUUACAUUUGGUAAACCUGCUGGUACAGAAGCUACCAACCCUACCAGCUCAGAAAGUACAAAUACGUUCAAAUUUGGAUCUGGCAGUGCUGCUGCUUCUGCUGCUACUACAACUAACACUUCAUUUAAAUUUGGAUCCGCCACUCCAUCUGGAACGAAAGAUGCAACCUCAACAACCCCAUCAUUUUCAUUCAAUGUUGACAAGAAGGUUUCACCUGAUGCUGGUAAUAAACCGUUCGCAUUUGGCCAAUCACAAUCACAAUCACAAACAGCUAAUCCUGGUUUUUCAUUUGGAGGUACUAAUAAUACACUGUCAGGAUUUGCAUUUUCGGCCACUAACAAUACGCCAUCACCAGUGCCCACCAAUCCUGAUUUCAAGUUUGCUGCUGGAAUCAAUCCAUCAUCAAUAAAAUCACCCUUUGCUUUUGGCGCGAAUACGAAUUCAACCCCAGCUGCAGCAACUCCGAAUUUUAUGUUCAAUCAGCAGCAACAACAACAACAACAACAACAACCUGUUACUUCAUUUGGGCAAUCACCAUUAGGGCAAUCAUCCAAUAGUCCAUUUGGCCAGCCUCCACAAACAGCUCUGCCUGCAUUUGGAAGUCAACCUGCUACCACGCCAUUUAGUUUUGGAGGAGGAAUGCAACAGAAUGGUGCUCCAGGACAAUUUAAUUUUGGUGUUGGUAGUAAAGAAACUACGCCUGAUCCUGCAAGUAUAUUCAAAUCACAUGCCGCGGCAUUUGGACAGGCUCCUGCGAUGACUCCUGGUGCACCAGGAGUCCCCUUUAGCGGUGCUGCUCCUGGGCUUCCUGGUGGUCGUCCCAAGUUGGUCCCUAGAUCACGGAGAAGAUAAACCAAGGUCAGAGGAUAAAAUGGAUUUACAGCGUGUUGUAACACUAGGUGUAUACUACUGUAAUAUAUAUUAAACUUCAAAUAGAUAAUACUUGAUAUAAUUAUUAUU
This is a messenger RNA of Spathaspora passalidarum NRRL Y-27907, 3507 nucleotides long. Its product is annotated as FG-nucleoporin. The transcript has a single exon. Bases 1 to 3399 code for a protein of 1132 amino acids. NCBI's taxonomy places the organism in Eukaryota, Fungi, Ascomycota, Pichiomycetes, Serinales, Debaryomycetaceae. The record is from RefSeq and is a predicted model, not a curated record.